Molecule: messenger RNA, 4974 nt
Organism: Rattus norvegicus (Norway rat)
Lineage: Eukaryota; Metazoa; Chordata; Mammalia; Rodentia; Muridae
Source: RefSeq, a predicted model, not a curated record
AGCCAAUAGCAGCACAGCAUGGGCCCCGCCCGGACCUCGGGCUUCGAGUCCGCGCGAGGCGGGGCUGCGGCGGCUGAGGCGGCUGUGGCAGUAGCGGCAGCGGCGGCGACGCGUCCGGGCAGGACUGAGCCUCCCGCGGUUAGCACGCCUGGGAUGGAUAAUGGUGUGCAGGAAGGCUCGGUGCGCCUGGGAGAGGAUGCUGAAGCCGUCCUGGCCGGGGCCGUCUCCACAAAGGCAAGUAGUGCCUUCUCCCGGGGGGACAUUGGUCCUCAACCUUCCUAAUGCUGUGUCCCUUUAAUACAGUUUCUCAUGUAUUGCUGCUAUUUGAUAAUUGUAAUUUGCUGCUGUUAGGAAUCAUCAUGUAAGUAUCUGACAUGCAGGAUAUCUGAUACGGGACCCCUGUGAGAGGGUCGUUCACCCCCCGGGUGGAGCACCACUGCUGCAGGACUAUCUCCAGGGUUCCUACUGGGUCAGCAGAACAUAGCACAGUCCCUGCCAUCCUCACUCCCUGAUAUGUGGCAGGUACCCAUUUCCGCCUGUGUUCACUGUAAGGGUCACAAGAUGCCACUGCAUGCACUGUCACCCAAAGCCUGGUGGAUAAACAAAUCCAGUCAGGUCUCAGCCUGUUGCCAAAUCCAGCAUUUGGCAACAGGCUGAGACCUUACCCAGAGCUGAGAGCAGCACUGGAGAGCUGGCGAAUGCAGAGCAGGGGUGCCAGGUUCACCCCCGAGGCCCUUGAAGUACCCCUAGUAAAGCUGGGUAUGCUAGGCUGUCACUCCAGCAGAGCUCAGUAGUCUAAGGCCCAGGAUCAUGAGUCCCAGGCCAGCCUGCAGUGUAAGCAAAUCCCAUCUCAAAAGCUUCAACAACAGCAGUCAGCUCAGCCUACCCUGUGGACCUCUGCCACAGUGGCUGCCCUGCUGGACAAUCCAGCAGGCAUAGCCCUCAGGCCUCCCUAGUCCUGGCAGGUGCUACCCAACAGUCCCAAAGUCCAUGGUGUCAGUGGCUGAGCUGGCAGCACCCUGUGACCAUCCUGACCUUUCCCUGAGUUACAGGAGCCACCUGGGACUGCCAGGGGGACAAGAGGAUGCACUCACCAGGGCCAGGUUGGAGGUCACUAGUGGGGUACUUCAAAGGAUGUGUAUGCAACCAUCUGCAUUCCAGAGUCUUCCAGGACUCUGCAGGAACCUGCUGCUAGCACCACUCCUGUGAACACCCUCCAUCACCUCCCACACUCCCCUGCCACUGGACCCUAGCGGGGGACUCCCAGCCAGGCACAGUGUACACACCUGACACCUGUGGACUCAGCUCCACCAGCUCAGCUGGUCAGUGGUCGCGCAUGCCUUAAACCUAACACUCACACAGGGAAAUCUCUAAGUUCAAGGCCAGCCUGUUCUGCAGAGUGAGUUCCAGGAUAGCCAGAGCUACACAGAGAAACCCUGCCUCCAACCUCCAAGAUGGUUCCAGAAUGCCACACUACAAUUAUACAGACAAGGGUAGGGAUGGGGAGUCAGGGACUGCACACAGGAGUCAUGAAAACUGGGAAGGUGGAAGGAUGGUUUGGGACAUUUUGCAGGGUAACUGUCACCCUCACCCAAGAGGCUGACCACACAAGUAAGCAGUGUCUGAAACAACACUGAGGCUGAGGGGCCUGUAGGAGAGGUGGGCCAGGGAGAGUAGUGCUCACUUGGGUGGCUGAGACAGGAGGAUUGCCUAUGGAAUGAGACCCUGUCUCAAAUCAGGGAAAAUGACAGUUAUGUGGGUGGCACACGUGACAGUUAUGUGGCACACGCUUUUAGUCCUAUUGCUCAGAAGGCAGAAGCAGAAGAAUCUCUGAGAUGAAGCCAGUCUGCUCUAAAUAAACAAAUUCCAGACCAGCCAUGAUUGCAUAGAGGGACCCUGUCUCAAAACAAACAUCAAGAGAAAAAGGGCGGGGAGAUGGUUCGGUCAGUGAAAAGGUCUUUGUCAAGCAUGAGGACCUGAGUUCAGACCCCCAGGACUCACUGGAACCAUGAAGCCUGUGUCUGUGAGCCACACUAGGGCAGGGAGGCCUGGAGAUGGGAGGAUCCUGGAGCUGCUUUACCAUUUAGUCUAGCUAAAACAGCCCACUGAGAGACGAAAAAUGGCAAGGACACCUAAUGCUGACCUCUGGCCUCCACACACACCAGUGCACAUGAGAACACAAACAUUAAAGGCACUUGGUGCCUCUCUGGGUCUUGGUCCCCUGAUGAGAAGCCCCUCCAGCCUCUAUGAGGCCCUGACCACUUUGUUUUUGAGACCUUAACCUGGAGUUCUGUUGCAGAGAGACCACAGGCAAGUUCUCAGCUCCCUGCUAUCUGGAGCCCUGGCCGGUGCACUUGCCAAGACAGCAGUAGCCCCCCUAGACCGGACCAAGAUCAUCUUCCAAGUGUCUUCAAAAAGAUUUUCUGCCAAGGAGGCCUUCCGGCUCCUCUACUUCACCUACCUCAACGAGGGCUUCCUCAGCCUAUGGCGUGGGAACUCGGCCACCAUGGUGCGAGUGAUUCCUUACGCAGCCAUCCAGUUCAGCGCACACGAAGAAUACAAACGCAUCCUGGGCCACUACUAUGGCUUUCGUGGAGAAGCCCUGCCCCCAUGGCCACGCCUCCUGGCUGGCGCCUUGGCAGGAACCACCGCGGCUUCCCUCACGUACCCUCUGGACCUGGUCAGAGCAAGGAUGGCUGUGACGCCCAAGGAGAUGUACAGCAACAUCUUUCAUGUCUUCAUCCGCAUCUCAAGAGAGGAAGGACUGAAGACCCUUUAUUUCGGGUUCACACCCACUGUGCUGGGUGUCAUUCCCUAUGCGGGACUCAGCUUCUUUACGUACGAGUCACUGAAGAGCCUACACCGAGAGUACAGUGGUCGCCCGCAGCCCUACCCCUUUGAGCGCAUGGUCUUCGGGGCCUGUGCUGGCCUUAUCGGGCAGUCGGCCUCCUACCCUCUGGACGUGGUGCGGCGGCGCAUGCAGACAGCAGGUGUCACAGGCCACCAGCACGGCUCCAUCCUGAGCACGCUACGCUCCAUUGUCCGUGAGGAGGGCGCGGUGCGGGGGCUCUACAAAGGUCUGAGCAUGAACUGGCUGAAAGGGCCGAUUGCUGUGGGGAUCAGCUUCACCACUUUCGACCUCAUGCAGAUCCUGCUGCGCCAGCUGCAGAGCUAGGCUAAGACAACCGUGGACGGUGAGCUGUCAGACCAAGGGCAUGCAGCUGUGUGCCGGCAGCAGCGCUGUGGUACUUUGAGGAUGGGCAGGAGGGCGGGACCUGGCUUGGGGCUGUGGGGCCCAUAGCCAAGUGCUGGCCCUUAGGGUGUGACAUUGUGAUGAUGGAUAUUGGCUGUCCCCUCCCUUCAGUUCCUUGCUAUUGGCUGGUGAGUCUCCUGAGGCAUCACCCAAAGGCCCCUAAUGGGUCAAGUGCACUUCCUGGCUCUGUGUCCUUUGACGUGCUGCUGACUUUAGUGCCCAUUGGCACACCAGGCUCAGAGCCCAUCCCUUCUUACCAUGACGGUGCCCGGCCUGCAGAUGUGAUGGCUGUUCCUUUAAGCCACGCACUGGAGGGUCUCAGCUUGCUCAGUGGUGGCCGUACUUUUGUCCCUCAGUCCUCCACCACACCUGCCCACCCUCUCCCCAGUGACAAAUGGCUGCUCUUGCUCACAUAGCUUUCUCCCCAGAGCACUGUGCCCAUCCCAUUCCUGAGGGCUGCACAUGACCGUUGCCAACUGCCUGGCUUGUAACCUUUCCAGGAGGCCCCAUGGCCACCAGGCAAGGGGUCAAGUUCUGACCCACUGGAAAUGCCUAUGUGGGUGUCGUCACUCACGGGGGGCAUCUCCCAAGGCACACCAGUCAGGCCACACGCAGGCCCAAAGCCUCUUAUAUGCACAGCAUCCAUGGAGGUGGGCUCAAGCUCUUGAGACUGCUCAAGCCAGAACUCGGGGCCUUCUGUGAGGCCCUGAUACCCAUCGAGGCUGUCAUUCAGCCAGGCCACAUGAAGCCCCAAGAUGGGUGGCUUUUCCUGUAUGAGUGAGUACAGAUAUAUCCAUGGCCGGGGAAUUGGGACUGGCAGGGUCCCCAGGGACCACCAGCCAGCUUUCUCAAGAACUCCUGGGGUUCCCUUGGUGUCACAGGAACCUAUUACCUUUCAUGGGGUCUGGGGUUCUGGAUUUAGGGUCUUUGGGACAGUCCCAGUUAGAAGCCUUGGCUAUCCUGCUCCUCAGUGUUAUCUAGGCUAGCCUCCAACUUACAGCAGUCCUCCUGCCUCUAGUUUCUAGUUUUUAACUUAUCCUGCCCCAGGUCUGCACAUACAAACCCCCUAUCCUGUGCAGUGCGGUGACCUGGGUGUUGAUUCCCACAGCCAGAUGGACAGACGGCAGCCGUCUCACAUGCAGGACCUGAGCAGGGUGGCUUGACCUCCAGGCAUGUGCAGUUCUUGCUGUGGUCCUAGCUCGUUCUGUAUUUCUUACCUUGUGCCUGUGAUGCUCGGCCAUCUCUCUGCCUCCUCGUAUGGUGAUGGGCGUCCCCACCAUGUCCCCCAGUAUCCUGGCAACCUCUGGUGGCUAGAGGGACUGUGCUCUUGUGAGUGUACUGCCCACUCUGUUCCCUGCCUGGCCCCAUAUUGGGAUGGAGAGGCUGGGCACCCCAUGCCAGGAGGCUGGAGGUGACGGAAGCUCCUGGGCCACCCCAACAGGUUGCACCAUGUAGAUGGCUCAAGCCCUGCAUCAGGCAACCGGCUGGGCAGGAGACGCUAGGGUGUCAUGGGUCCCUGAUCUUCUUGCUUCCCCAUAUACCCCCAGUAGCUCUGGCUUAGGGGCUCUCUGCCUCUGUGGCUGCCCUUCUCCAUGGUCACUGUCCAGUCUGGAGUUCUAUUUUGAUGCCAUGAAGAUACUUUGUUUAUAUAUGUUUAUAUAUUUUGAAGAUUUGUGCCAACAGAGUAUAUUUAAUAAAAAUUUAAUAACUCCUGCUUCUCA